Trichomonas vaginalis G3 is the source of this 678-nucleotide messenger RNA. Its product is annotated as pre-mRNA 3'-splice site binding. Lineage: Eukaryota; Parabasalia; Trichomonadida; Trichomonadidae. Gene Ontology annotation, biological process: mRNA splicing, via spliceosome. The record is from RefSeq and is a predicted model, not a curated record. Gene Ontology annotation, cellular component: U2AF complex; spliceosomal complex. The transcript has a single exon. Gene Ontology annotation, molecular function: metal ion binding; pre-mRNA 3'-splice site binding. The coding region runs from base 1 to 678 and encodes 225 amino acids.
AUGAGUCGCCUAAGCCAUCUUGUAGAUGAUCAACAAACAGAAAAUGAUUCAGCAAGACAUAAAAAUUCAACAAAUAUAUGCCAAAUCUAUGAAAAAACAGGAGCUUGUCCAAAUGAUUAUUUUCCAAAAUGCUGCCCUUUCAAACACCCGAUUAAAUUAAUGAGUAGGUGCUUAGUUUUUCAUCAUUUAUAUCCAAAUCCAGACUAUUUCGCUUCAUUUCUACCAAAAAACGAACAAACAAUGAUAAAAACAAGAAACCUGCAAUCUAUGAUCGACUCUUUCUUCUUAGAUGUAUACGCAGAAUUCAAGCAAUUCGGAAACGUACAAGAUAUUGUAAUUGCGUCUAAUCUUACAGAACAUUUAUAUGGAAAUGUAUAUGUUAGAUUUAAUGAACCAGAUGAAGCAUUGGCAUGUCACAAAGCUCUUCAAGGAAGAUUUUAUGCUGGUAGAAAAGUUACAUCAUCGUUAAUAUUUUUUGACAAACUUUCUUCACUAAUAUGCGUUUCCAAACAAAGCGGCAAAUGCUUUCAUGGACAAUGUUGCCCUUAUGUUCAUCCAUUGCAAAUAUCAAGAGAUGUUUUUAAUCAAGCUUUUCCAAGAAUUUUACUUUCUACGCCAUCAGCCCUUUUAACAAAUACACCAGAUGAUUAUGUUUCAGAUCCAAAUAUGGUUGUUUAA